Molecule: messenger RNA, 228 nt
Organism: Letharia columbiana
Lineage: Eukaryota; Fungi; Ascomycota; Lecanoromycetes; Lecanorales; Parmeliaceae
Exons: 1
Coding region: 1-228 (75 amino acids)
Molecular function (GO): ATP hydrolysis activity; ATP binding
Source: RefSeq, a predicted model, not a curated record
AUGGGACCUUCCGGCAGCGGCAAGACCACGCUACUGAACGUACUCGCUCAUCGGAAUCCCGGUGCAAGAUUGAAUGUCGCGGGCAGCGUAUAUGUCAACGGCUCCACCAUCUCGGAUACGGAUUUGCAGAGCAUGAGCUCCUACGUUGAGCAAGAUGACGCCUUGAUCGGAUCGCUGACGGUGCGAGAAACGCUGGACUUUGCUGCACGUCUAUCUUUGCCCAGGUAA